GGUCUGCGUGGAAAAAGACUAUGGGAAAAAGUGGGUGGUGUUGUUGUAUGUAGGCAUGGAGAGGAGCAGAGAGCGACUCGACCGCUGCUGCUGUUCCUAAUGUGAUGACAGCUGAUUGUACCGAGACAGGGCCGUGGGGACCGACGUGUCAACGAGGGUUUAUUAAACCUCUACUUUAAAUCAGAACAUAAUCUAUCCGGGGACAUGAUGAUGAGUGUGUGCACAACUCUGGAGCUGUGGGAGGACCUCUAACUGCUCAGAGGAAAAAGCUGCUCCGCCAACACAUCACCAGGCUGAAGAAUAAGAAGUUUGGAUAUCUAGUCUGACUGGAUCUAACGGCCCAUUCCAACGUUUUUCCACUGGACACUUCAAAGGUAAUGAGUAAUGGAAGUAGGGUCGGUGGUGCGUGCCGUGUUCGAGUUCCUCCCCAGCGUCUCAGAAGAGCUGCCACUCUUUACUGGUGAUGUCAUCGAGGUGCUCAGUGUCCUGGAUGAGUUCUGGCUGCUUGGUAACAAAGAUGGUGUCACAGGUCAGUUCCCCAGCACCUUUGUGGAAGAGAUCACCAUCCCCAGCACCAAACCUGAAGACAGACUGUACGUGUGCAUCAACGAUUUCAGCUCAGCCGAGGCGGGUAACCUUCAACUUAAGAGAGGUGAUGUCGUUGUUGGGGAGGCAGGAGGGUCCAUGGACCUUGGUGAAACCUGGCAGCGUGGUUGUAAUGCCUGGGGCAUCCGUGGCCUCUUCCCCACAUCAUGCGUGAAGGAACUGCAAUUGUCCGGCCGCUCCAGGCAGCUGUCUGAACGCUCAGCCCAGGCCCAAGCUUCAGAGCUCCCUCCUUACGCCCUGGGCCAAGCCCGGGCCCUUAUGAACCUCCAUGCUCAGCUAAACGAGGAGCUGGACUUUCGCGAGGGGGACUUGAUUAUGAUCACUGGUCUGCCAGAGCCAGGCUGGUUCCAGGGGGAGCUGGAGGGCCGCCGGGGCAUCUUUCCUGAAGGGUUUGUGGAGCUCCUGGGUCCCCUCAGGUCUCCUCAGGAGCCGAUGGAUUGUCAGUAUUUGAGCAAUGCUUCAGAACAGUAUUGCUAUGAGGACGCUUAUGAUGCAGGAGAGGGGACUGAGGAGGAAGGAGAGACUUUUCAGAAAGAAGAAGAGGAACAGAAAGAAGCCGUAGUUGAAGAAGAAGAAGAGGAGGAGGAGGGUGGUGUGUAUGCAGUGGCACAGUAUGAGUUUCGAGCGAUGGAACCAGGCGAGUUGGACUUCGACACAGGAGAUCGCAUUAGACUUAUAAGCACUUUGGAGGAUGGUUGGCUGGAAGGUGAGAUUGGAGGAAGACGUGGUAUUUUUCCUCAUCGUUUCGUCAAAAUGGAAGAUAAUGGGCAGCAACCCACAGAAGAAACACAUAUUGAACCUGAAGAAGACAAGGACAAUAGCUCUACCUCUGAUUAUAGCUCGGGCCGAUUAUGCCCCAAUGAAUCAGAGACUGAUACAGACUGGAGUACAUACGAGGAUCAUACAGUUUGGGACCUGGACUACUUCGAGAGGACGGAGGAGCAGAGGUGGCAAAGUGAGAACAGAAGUACUGGAGAUCAAACUACCAACAGAACACAACAAGAUGGGGGUAGGAGGCCAGAGGCUCAGCCACGUAGACCUUCUGCUCCAGUGCAAAGACGACCAGAGAGACCUAAGUCCACUCCUCCAGCACGACCAAGACUCCCAGCACGGCCUAGCCUGCCUGCGCGCAACCAUAGGAACCGUGGUCCAUCUUCUGGGACAAGCAGAUCUGGCUAUACCAAUGGAAACUCUCAAUCCUCACGUCCCAAACUUACCCAUAGCCUUACCCUUCCUAGAACUCAGCCCGGUUGGUCUAAAGAUAGCAGAUACCAUCAAAGGCCAACAUCAGAUGGUUCCACCACCAAUAAUGGAACUUCAAGUCUCGGCCAGGUGCUAUUUAACCUUGCCGAGGCCCAUGUGCAGAAGAAACUGUCUCGCCAUGCUAGUGUCAGUGAUGCAGAUAUGAUGAUUGGUAGUUCGGAAAGGCACCAACGUUCCCAGCAAUCAGCGUGUAGCUCCAAUGGUUUCGCUCCAACAUCCAUGACAUUAGAUGCCAUGGCAAUGUCAGCAGGUGACUUGGAAACCAAAUUGUCCCAGCAGCUUUUUGAAUUUGAGAAAAGCUUGAACACUUCUUACAGUGAUUCCAACAUGAGCUCUAGUGCUCCAAGGGAAGCAACUUCUCUUGAUGAUCCGAACCUGCAAUCCCAAGUCUUGCGCCACUUUUCUAUUCUGGACUUCAACAACGAAUGUGAUAUCAUCCGAGGCUCCUCUCACUCACCUGUGUCCCACCUCUUGCAGACAAACUCUGCCAACUCCUCACUAGAGAGGUGCAGGACCCUCCGCCCUCCUCCUCCUCGCCCUAGACUCCUUCGUCCCCAAGCCCCACCUGCGUGCAAACCUGCCCGCCCUCCUCCACGUCCCCCUCCUCGAUUCCCGAGACAAAACACUGCUCCUCCAACCAGCAACUCCUACGGCAACAACCACAUCUUCUACACCCCUGACGAAGCAGACGCAAACGUCUUCGACAGGCAGACAGAGUUUGGUGACCUUGCAGCUGCUCAGGAACAUGAAAUACAGUGCCAGCUGGAAGCGGAGAAAGAGCUGGAGAGAGAGAUGGAGUUGGAGAGGCAGAGACAGAGGGAAGAGGAGGAAAAGUACCAGCUGCUGCUACGGUUACAAGAGGUUGAGAAUGACAUGGAGGCAUACUCGCACACAGCUGAGGAGCUCCGGACCAUGCUGGAAGAAGAGGAGGAUGAGACGGCGCGCAUGCAAGCCCUGGAGAAUCUGGAGUUCUGCAACUACACGCUGGAGACGCUGGCUUUGGAACAGCAGCAGCUACAAGAGAUGACACUCCUCUCCUCCCAACCCAAACCCCUCGACUCCACUCCCACCUCGGACUCCAGCCCCAGCGCUGCCACAGGCAAUGAGGAUCCUGAACAGAGGAUGCUGGAAAAGAGGUUGAAAGUCAUUGAGGAGCUGCUGCAGACAGAGAAAGACUACAUCAAAGACCUGCAGAUGUGUGUGGAGGAGAUCACUGAGCCACUACAGAAGAAGCAGGUGAAGAACGUAGACUUUGAUGGUCUCUUUGGAAACAUUGGCUCUGUGAUUGACUUGUCACAACGCCUGUUUGAUUCCCUCUAUGACACUGACUCUAUCGGAAAAGUAUUCCUGGACUUUAAAGUUGAGCUGGAGGAGGUGUACAAAAUCUACUGCCAAAACCAUGACGAUGCCAUCUCUCUGCUGGAAAGUUACGAGAAAGACGAAAACAUCCAGCGCCACGUGUUGGAGUGUCUGGAGAGACUGAGAGCCAUAUACAGAGAGUGGGGGAAAACAAACUACAUCAACCUGGGCUCUUUCUUAAUAAAGCCAGUGCAGCGUGUGAUGCGGUACCCGCUGCUGCUGAUGGAGCUGCUGGGGGCAACACCAGAGAGCCACCAUGACCGGCUACAGCUGACUCAGGCUCUGCAGGCUGUCAAGGAGAUCAACGUCAACAUCAACGAGUACAAGCGCCGGAAAGACCUCGUGGUGAAGUACAGGAAAGGUGAUGACGACACGUUCAUCGACAAAAUCUCCAAACUCAGCAUGCACUCCAUCAUCAAGAAGUCCAAUCGAGUCAGCAGCCACCUCAAACACCUCACAGGGAUUUCACCUCAGAUUAAAGAUGAAGCUUUUGACGAGGCAGAGAAGAAAUUCAGGCUGCAAGAGAGACUCAUCAAGAGUUUUAUCAGGGACAUCUCCUUAUACCUGCAACAUAUAAGGGAAUCAGCCUCAGUGAAAGUGUUAGCAGCCAUCAGUUUCUGUGACAUCUACACAGAACGCAGCAUCCUCGACCCUGAACACUUUCAGAGAGCUCACCGCUGCAUCAGUGACAAACAGUUCACCCAGUUUAAGGAGCGCACAGAGGCCUUAGUCAUCAACCCGCUCACUCAGCUGCUCCUCAUGUUCGCUGGGCCGCACAAACUCAUCCAGAAGCGCUUCGACAAGCUGCUUGACUAUGACAACUGCAAGGAUCGUGCCGACCGUCUGAAGGACCGGCGUGUCCAGGAUGAGUUGCAGCAGGCACGCAACAAUUACGAGGCACUGAACGCACAACUUCUGGACGAGCUCCCUAAAUUCCAUGGUGCUGCAGAGGACCUGUUUACUGGCUGUGUGCGGUCUUUCGCUCAAGCUCAGAAGGACUUCAUGAAGACGACGCUGGGAGAGCUGAAGCCCCUCCUACAGUUUUCUAGCAGAGUUGGCACAGAGAGCAACUUAAUUGCACAGUUCCAAGAAGAGUACGGGCGAGUUUUCCAACUUCUGCAAGGUUUCAGCUUCUGCCCCGAGAACCUGCCUCCUGCCACAACCGUAAAAAAGACCUUCGAGAAGAAAACUCUGGAGAAGCAGACCUCUAAAAAGCAACUGCAAGCACCUCCAAACUGCAUCCUGCAGACAGACGAACACCGAGCAGGACUUCUGGUACGCUACGGACCUGAGAAACUUUUCCAGGCAGAGAGAAACUGCAAUGCAGCGCAGGAUCUUGACGUUUCCAUACUUGAAGGAGAUCUUGUAGGUGUUAUCAAGCCGCAGGACCCUAUGGGCAGCAACAACCGCUGGCUAAUCGACAAUGGAGUCACUAAAGGUUUCGUGUACAGCUCCUUCCUCAAACCCUACAACCCACGCAGGAGCCAAUCAGAUGUUUCCAUUGAGAGCCAGUCUUCCAAUGAGUCUGGUUAUGGUGGCUCCUCCCCUGUUUUCUCCCGCCAAAACAGCAACAGCACUCUGACCUUCAACCAGGACAUGGCCACGGUUAGCUUCUCCACAUCACAGCCCCAAAGUCAAUCAUCCCCACACCCUUCACUGGACUCUUCCUCGUCUCGUAGGAGUCACCUCAGAGAUGCUCCCAACCCUGACUCAGUCAGUCAAAGCAACUCCAUCAACUCCUCGCCCCGAAAUCCCUCAAGCCGGAGGGAAUUCUCUGAACAAACCCACCGACAUUCCUCCAGUCAUAGAGAAACAGAGACUUCUUAUCGGCAUUCAGGCAAUCACAAAGACCUGUACGAAACGGGUUACACGAGUACGAGCAGCCACAAGGAGACGUCAGACCUCUCGGAGAGCGAGUCCUAUUCUUCGCACAGGAACAGUCGCUCGCAGCGAUAUGGACACUCAGACAAAGCCAGCAGUUCACACCAGUGGAGGAAUGGUGAAAACAGCAGCCAGAAGAGGUCAGCUUACUCUAGAGACGAGUACAUAGAGCCAGAACCAGAACCAGAACCCGAACCCGAACCCGAACCAGAUCCAGAACUUGAUGGUCAUCAGAUCUAUUACGCUCUCUACUCCUUCGAUGCUCGUUGUGCCAAUGAACUGAGCAUUUCAGCCAACCAGAAGCUACGGAUCCUGGAGUUCAAGGACAUGAACGGCAACAGCGAGUGGUGGCUGGGAGAGGCAGGCGGCCGGCAAGGAUAUGUGCCUUCAAACUACAUCCGCAAGUCCGAAUACACAUGAAGAAAUCCUCUAAUGUGGACUUAAAACCUGAAGCUGAACUUCAACUUUAAGGAGACUCACCCUGCGAGCAGUUUGAACAAAGACACGAACAAGCAUGUGGACUGUGACUUAUUUUUGAACAUUUGUCAUGGAGUUUGAGAGUGAAAAGGACUGAGUAUUGCUGCUGACAUUGCUCUUCUAAAAGUUAGCAUUAUAUGCCUAUAUUUAUAGACUUUUUAUACUAUUUUUACUUACUGGAAACUGAAGCCUAUCUCAUCCUGUUUCCAGAGAAAAAAAACCUGUGAAUUGCACCAGAUUUUUGCCACAUUUUCUGGAGCUAAAGACAAUGAAUUGUAUGUUUAAGAGAACAGUUAUUGGGAGAUUGCAAUGGAAAUGUGAAUGUUUUGGGUUCAGGCUACUUCUUCUAAACAAAAAUCAGGUGGUAUUCAGACAGACUGACCUAAACACUGUGUUUUUUCUGCAUGUGGUUUAUUACACCACUCAAAUUGAUGCAUGAGGAUUUAAGCAGCAUACUCUUCAACAAUCAAAGUUUGAGGCACUUAUCAUGAUUAUCCACUGGUUUCGAGUUUUGAAGUGUCUGUGGAGUCAUCAACCAGAAUUUGGAGUGUUGUAUGAAACUAAUAUGGGUUACUUGACUUAAGAUUGAGGGCAAAGUUGAAUGACAUAAUAUAUGGUUUACAAGCACUCCUUUUUGAAACCGGGCGUGCAAACAGGCAAUGGCCCAUUUAACUGUCGGGAGGUUAAUGAACUUAGAGGAGAGCUUGUGGUCUGAAGUUUACUCUGAUUUCUCUACAUACUCCCUGUGUACAUUAUAUAUAGUGUUUAUAUUGAGAAUAUGCUAUUGCUCCCACUGUAAAGUGAUCACUGUUUGAAUAAAAAAAACAGCUCAGCUGAAAAAUCACA
Notolabrus celidotus (New Zealand spotty) is the source of this 6432-nucleotide messenger RNA. RefSeq names its product dynamin binding protein (gene dnmbp). NCBI's taxonomy places the organism in Eukaryota, Metazoa, Chordata, Actinopteri, Labriformes, Labridae. The coding region runs from base 385 to 5529 and encodes 1714 amino acids. The record is from RefSeq and is a predicted model, not a curated record. Gene Ontology annotation, biological process: intracellular signal transduction. The transcript has 17 exons. Gene Ontology annotation, cellular component: cytoplasm. Gene Ontology annotation, molecular function: protein binding; guanyl-nucleotide exchange factor activity.